CCGAGCCGGCUUCUGAGGGCGGCAGCAGUGCAACCACCGCCACCGCCGCGGUGGGAAGACGGACCCACAGGCACGGAGGGCCAAGGCGCCGCGCCGGGGGCCGGACGGAGCCUGGACCGGCUGCAGCAGCUGCCGCCCAGAUCCGGGCUCCUGAACGCGGGUUCCCACCAUGUUGCAGAGGACCAGCAGGAGGAUCCCUUCUCCCCUGGCUCCUGGGAUACCACCAUGUUAGCCUUGCAGAGCCCAGGGGCCACGGAGCUCUGUUCCGUAGGGGGAGACAUGAUGGCCAACCAUGUGGACCUCCUGACUGAGCUUCAGCUCCUGGAGAAGGUGCCCACCUUGGAGAGGCUGCGGGCGGCCCAGAAACGCCGAGCCCAGCAACUGAAGAAAUGGGCCCAGUAUGAGAAAGAGCUUCAGCACCGCAAGCGGAAACAUGAAAAGAAGAGGAGCACUGCUAGUCGUAAGAAGGUGUCCUUCGAGGCCAGCGUGGCAUUGCUUGAGGCUUCCUUAAGGAACGAUGCUGAGGAAGUGCGCUACUUUCUGAAGAGCAAGAUAAGCCCUGACCUAUGCAAUGAAGAUGGACUCACUGCACUGCAUCAGUGCUGCAUUGACAACUUUGAAGAGAUAGUCAAGCUUCUGCUGAGCCACGGGGCCAACGUCAAUGCCAAGGACAAUGAGCUGUGGACACCUCUGCAUGCUGCUGCCACCUGCGGCCACAUCAACCUGGUGAAAAUCCUCAUUCAAUAUGGGGCAGAUCUGCUUGCAGUCAACUCAGAUGGAAACAUGCCCUAUGACCUCUGUGAAGAUGAACCGACUCUCGAUGUGAUCGAGACUUGCAUGGCAUAUCAGGGCAUCACCCAAGAGAAAAUCAAUGAGAUGCGGGCAGCUCCUGAACAACAGAUGAUCACCGACAUCCACUGUAUGAUUGCGGCAGGUCAGGACCUGGACUGGACUGAUGCUCAAGGAGCCACUCUGCUGCACAUUGCCGGGGCCAAUGGAUUCCUUCAUGCAGCUGAGCUCCUUCUUGAUCAGGGAGUACGAGUGGAUGUCAAGGACUGGGAUGGCUGGGAGCCUCUCCAUGCAGCUGCCUUCUGGGGCCAGAUGCAGAUGGCGGAGCUGCUGGUGUCCCAUGGAGCUAGUCUCAGUGCUCGGACGUCCAUGGAUGAGAUGCCAAUAGACCUAUGUGAGGAGGAGGAGUUCAAGGUGUUGCUGUUGGAGCUGAAGCACAAACAUGACGUGAUCAUGAAGUCCCAACUGAGGCACAAGUCUUCACUGAGUCGGCGCACAUCCAGUGCAGGGAGUCGAGGGAAGGUGGUAAGACGGGCAAGUCUGUCAGACAGGACCAACUUGUACCGGAAGGAGUAUGAGGAGGAAGCCAUUGUGUGGCAGCAGAGGGCCUCAGCAGAGGAGCAGAGAAACUCCAUCUACAAUGGGGAUGUCAGAGAGACUCGUUCUGAUCAAGAGAACAAGGACCCGAACACUAUGCUGGAAAAGCCAUUGCUUCUUUCUGAAUUUAUGACCAAGAGCACAUUGGGAAACACAGAGCUACCCAUCCAGAAUGGUCUCCGGGGUCCAGUCAGCACUUACCCAUACUCAUUGUCUAAUGGGGACAUGCCUAUCCAGAAUGGACUCCGGGCUCCGGCCACCACCCACCAAUAUUCUCUUGCCAAUGGUGACAUCUGGAAGGUUCAUGAGGUGCCAGACUACACCCUGAGUGCAUCUCUUCCCUAUGGUAGCCCUGGCCUUCAUGACAUGCCACAGCCCUGGAAUGUAUACAAGGAACCCAGCCACCAGACGCUGUCAGAGCUGAAGCGGCAGAGGGCAGCUGCCAAGCUCCUCAGCCACCCCUUUCUGAACCCCCACCUAGGUGGUGGGGUGACAGGGGUGGGUGAGGGCAGCAAUGAGAGCAAGACCCCCCUGAUUGGAACAAGAACUUCUCCUUACAGUGCCAAUGGGACUUCUGUAUAUUACACAGUAGCCAGUGGGGACCCUCCUCUCCUAAAGUUCAAGGCCCCAAUGGAGGAGAUGGAGGAGAAAGUGCGAGGCUGUUGCCGAAUUUCUUAGUUCUGCUGCAGCCAUGUCCCUGGACUCAGGAGAGAGAAGGACCUGGUCAUGGCUAAGGCAUGGAGCAUUCCUGAGCCUGGCCUGGGGCAAGUACCUGAGGGGCAGCCUUGUGGGAUGGAGAGUAGAAAAAAUGAGGCCGAUUCUCAUUUUCAGAGAGGAAAAUUUUACACAGUUGUCCUCAAUCCUGGUGUCACUCUGAACUGCCCACCCCUGAGAACUUACCUUGGACUAUACUUAUCACCAUUCUGAAUGAAGAAUACCAGUUUUUAGCCUUGUGCAAGUGACUGCCAGAUGUCUGAAAUGGGACACGAGGAAUCCCGCUCUGCUCUUGUGAAGCACUUGCAGCCCUAGUGUUUAAACUCCUACAUGUCUCUCACAUGCAUAUGUGCAUACACACAAACAUGCACACACCCACACAUGCACACACCCACACAUGCAUGUACAAACCACUUGUGGCCCCAUUUGUGCCAAAGACCAAGGUGGAUGGCUAUAAAUGGGAAGGUUCAUGUGCAGCCUGGGCCCUGAGAAUAUUGCUUAUAUGAGUAACUGGUGUUGACACAGGAUGUGUGUGAGACAGCAGUAGAAUGUCUGUGGUGUAAGGUGUUUUCCAAACUAUAGCUCAAGACCCAUGGCGGGAGUGAGGUCCAACUCUACUGCAGCAAGGCUGCAGCCAUGGUUAACUCUGUGGUUAUGUUCAGCAGGGGUGCCUGAGGGUAUUUAUGCCUCUUGGGGUCUCCCUAGCAGUACCCCUUAAUAGAAUCAAAGCAAGAACCCUAAGUCAUCUUGGAAGUUGGAGACUGACAGCACCAUGCACACAUGUACUCCAUGUUUGUUGAGUGAAUAGGUGAAUGACCAGUUUCAUAGCCAUAGUCAGUAGGGGCUCUUUCCUGCGCAUCAUUCCAAGGGAGGUGAGAAUCCGUGAAAUUGUCCAGAGAAGCUGCCCUAUCAAUCCCACUAAGACAAUGCCUCACUUUGUAGGAUGUGGUCCCCCGGAGAGUCCACUGUCAGAGAUAAAAAAUCAGGUUGCUCCAAUCUCAUUUGAUUUUUAAAACUCCACAUGGAAUUUUGCCAGUUAGCUCUACAAAAUUAACAUUUUAAAAAGAAAAAAUCUUGCAAGACUAGUAAAAGUCAAGGGGAAAUUACAUUUGUCUCCAGUCAAGGAGAUUCUCAUGUUGGCUCCUGUCUGUCAAGGCACAGUUGUGUAAGGGAAAGAUCACUGGAUUUUGUAUCUGGAGCACCUGGGUUCCAAUUGUGAUUCUCCUAAUUACUAGCUGUGCAACCUUGGGCAGGUCAGUGAAGUUGUCUGGACCUGUUUCUUUAUCUAUAAAAUUAGUGAGAUGGACCAGAUGAUCUUUAAGAUUCCUCCCAACUCUUGAUACCUGGAUCUCAUGAAACUCAGGGACCAGCCAGUUUUUGGCUACUGAGUUAUCUGCCUCUCAAUACUCCAGCCUAGGGAAAUAGGAACUCAUGUUGCCAAUUUAUGAAAACAUCACUGUAGGAGUGAGACUUAGCUUAAAGCACAUAGCUAAUCCCUGUAGUGUUUAAAGUGGACAAGUGCUAAUGUCCCCAGCCCUUCAGGUGCUGGUAACAGAAGUAGGAUCCCUGAUGGGGCUAAGUGGUCAAUACAAGAUUCUGAAAUGCUUUCACUGCCUCCCAAGCACAUCCAGCUUUAUUUUUGUGCCCAUGUGUUGUGGGUACAGAGUCUCCUUUCUGGUGAACUGCAAGCACAGGAUAUGGAGGGUGACAGGGCUACUCCUGGAGGCAUAGACAGUCAACUAAUCUGUGCUGAUGGAGCCCAUGCCAGGACUGGUAAUGUUCAUCCCAGCAGAAAGCAUUUGGUUCUUAUUAAAGGUGACAGGAGGUGAGGAGGAGGCAAGCAUGGUGCAUAUGACUGAUGAGGCCAUUUAUUCAGUGGCUCUUCAGGAAGCACAGCAUGCAGGAAGGCAGUAAGGGACUAGCCCAUUGAAGAAAUGGAGUUUCUAGGUUGCCUGUGUUCCAAAGGAACCUGGGCUUCACAAGCAGAAGGAAAUCACCCCAACAUUAUUUCCACAAUCCCUCCAGCCCAGGAUUCUUUCUCUGAUAGGAGCCAUCGAGUGGCUUGAUUGCUCCCAAACAACUGAAAUUUUCAGCUUAGCCCAUUACGACGACUACCAUGGUGAAUUUAUUUCCUCCUUUGGAGGAAGCUGUUUAUCUAUUCAGCCUCAAUCGCCUCUUGGGGGGCAGGGGAACAGUAAAUUUCAUGUUUCCUUUCCACUUAAGCAGGAUAAAUAAACUACCUCUUUUCAGCUCCAUGGAGGUGCCCACGUUCUAGCUUCCAAGAUUUGGGGAACGAGUACAUGUUUAUCCCUUUCUAUAAGUUAGAGUGAUCCAAAGGUGGAAUGGGUUGCCCCAGGAGGUCCCUCACUGGAGGUGUUGAAGCAGAAGUCACAGAACAACUUGUUGGAGAUGUUACAGCAUGGAUCCCUCCUUGGGUACAGGUUGGGUUAAAGGCCCUCUGAGGUUCCUUCCAGCUUUGAGAUUCCUUAAUUUCUUGAGUCAGCAAACAAAUUUCUCUGCAAGCUGAUGGACUAACUUUUUAUUAAAGAUCUGGGUCAGGGGUGGCGGCUGUGAUAUACAUAGUCCCUGCUGCCAGAGAGGCUGAGACUGGUGGAAUCUUUGAUAUCAGGGAUUCUGUGCUGUAGUGGGCUAAGCUGACUGGGUAUCUGAGUUAAGUGUAACACCAAUAUGGUGAGCUUCAUGGAGCAGAGGUCCAUCAAGCUGCCUAAGGAGGGGUUAACCAUCCCAGGUGAGGAGAAAAAAAAGAGGUCAAAACUUGCCUACUGAUUAGAAAUGGAAUCUGUGGUAAGUGGCCAACUGCACUUUUAACUUGGAUGAGACAGAGAGGGCUAGGCUCAAAAAAGAAAAAAAACCCCCAAAAUAUUCCAGAGGUAUAUAAACAACAUGUGUACAUUUAUGCAGACACAUCUGUAUAUGCAAACACAUCUUUAUAUGCAGCCCUUACACGAAACAGUGAUGCCUGAUAAUUUUUACAUUGUGUUUUAUAUGUUAAUAGCCCUUUACCAUCAUGAUUUGACUGAUUCACUCAACCCUAGACAGGUCCAGAAGCUGAGACCAUUGUCUUCAGGAACCUGAGACAGAGAGAUAAAGGUGGAGGUAGAAAUAGUGGGCUGGCAAAGGCCUUUCAGUGAGCCAGAGCUGGAUGGGGAGAACUCAAGUGUUUUUGAGAUAUGAUCUGACACCUUGCUACUGUAAGAAGGUGGACAGCACCCUGACUCCAAAAGACUAGCUAGGAUUGGGCAUCUCAGAUGAGGACAAGACAGAGAAGAUAGCUGGGGUCCACAGCUGCCCCAGGAGUUGGCACACAUGAACAGUUUUACCUUGUUUGUGCUGUAGAACAGAUGGAGUAUAGUGACAUUUUAAGUGUCCACAUGUCUCGAGAACCAGGGGAGGGGCUAAUCCAAAAACCAUGUACUUAGUAACUAUAUUAUUGCAGACCAGUCCUGAAAUCUACUCAGUCCAGACUGGCCUCCAUGCUGGGUGGGAAGGUGGCAAGGUGUGUAGCAGCAAAGAGAUAGGAGCUGACCAUAUCUGACCUCUAGUUGUACCUGAUGACAUGCAGACCUGAUGACUUUAGUCCUAAAUAUAUAAGGACUCUAGGGCAUGCCUAUCCGAUGUGUCCACUUCUAGACUCCCUGGUCUGAGUUCUGUCCAGGGCCUCUCAUGUAAGGUGUAUCUGCGUGUGAGGUGGAGGUUCUCCAAGGGUUUCUUUGGCUCCCAGUCUCCACAGAUGAAGUCAACUGGCUUGGAAGAAUUGCAGAAGUCUCUAUGGCUGAAUCUCAAGUUACAGAUUGUGGAGAGCACAGGGAAGGGUCUGCCAGACUGAGAAAUUGAGAGAACGAUGAUCUUACCUACUACAUCUACUUCAGGGCAGCUAUUAUGGGUCCUUCUCCAGUGUGCCCUUGCAGUGGGAUAAGGCUGACUCCCUGAAGAGGAAACUCUGAGCUUUGUCAUUUCAGCCAGGGAUUAAAGCCUCCUUGUUUCAAGGGCAUUAAAUAUAGGAAAUAAACUUGUCCAGCUUCUCAUGGGUUUGCCUGGAGGCAGGGGGAUGUGAUAGUAGAAAAAGCCAGGUGAGUCAAAGACCCCCAAGCCUAGUUUUUUCUUGUGCCUAAUCAAUGCAAAGCAGAAACCUGCGAACACAAUGGAGCCAAACAGGGCCCUGUUUGUUGUCUCCCUAGCAGCUAGGUAAAUUAAUAACCAGAGACUUUGCCUACUGUGGAGAUAGGACCCCACUGACAGGUUCUCUGAUUAACUUCCUGUUGUGGGAUAUACAACAAAGGAACACUGAUGUGCUGAGAUACAAAGCCAUGGCUACAGGUGUAUGAAGCUUGCCUAACUUUAAAUGUGGCCUUAUUGGGCACCACCCAAUGUGUCAUCUCAGUUCUGCCCCUGUAUGGGGAGGCGCAAGGAUUUCUACACUCACCAUAUUGCUGGACUCUUCCAAAAUGGAGGACUUACUUGUGUCAUAGCUGACCAGAGCUGCAGCCCCAGACUCAUAGAUGCCUGGCCUGAGUCAGAAUGGCCUCUCUCCAUUAUCCUUUUGUUUCUCACAUGCUCGGUGUUGCACUAGUCAACACAAGCUUGACAAGGAAACCAUUGCUGCCUCCUAGAGUGGAUUUGGCCUGACAGUGUCUGCAUCAGAACAGUAUCUAAGAGAUCAGCGAUGGCAGCCAGCUUGGAAGGAGAGUGUAACUUGAAGUCACAAGGACUUGAGUUCAAAUCCCAGCUCUGACACUUACUACCUGUGUGGCCUUGAGCAAGUGACUUAACCUCUCUAGGCCUCAGUUUCCUCCUCUGUAAAAUGAGGCCCAUGUGCUAGCUGACCUCAAAGGUCCCUUCCAGCUCUAAAAAUGAGAUUCUAAAUUCUUGCUGAUGCCAUCUCCUGCUCUGGUUGACACAGAUCUUUGAUUAAUAUGACUUAGCAAGAAGUGGAACAAAGGCUUCUUCAUCUUUGCUGAGGAAAAUUUCCCGUCUCCUUGAAGAAAUGACUCUGCCUCCUCUUCUCUUAGACUGAGGAAUGGGGGGAAGGAUGGAGAAGUUGGACAGUUUACCAGAUCCUUCCGAGUUACAGCUCUGGCACCAUUAUUUACUUUGAAUUGUGAAUUCCUUCAAAACCAGAAACACCCAUAUUCAACCACAGGUGCAAAAAGAACACCGCAAAGCCAAAAGAGAUUUACAGGUUAUCCAUACUGAUAUACAUAUGUGUAUAUAUGCGUGUGUUUAUACACACAUGUGGGUUUCUUAUUCUUGGUUAUCUGCUAUAAAAUUUAAACAUUUUGUUUAACAUAUGCUUAUAUGUUUAAUGUUUUGCUUAACAUAUGCUUAUAUUUUGUAGCAGAUAACUGAGAAUUAGAAACAAUCUGCCUUUCUCUAACACCUUAACCCAUUUGGUAUGAGCUUUCAUCUGGCCAAGAGCUAGUCCGAGAGAGUUUUUUAAGGUCACAGUCACAGGCUACCGGCUGCUAAGGCCUCGGGCUUAGUGGUGACUGUUAGAUGAACUGUCUGCCCAUGGAGUCUUAAGUCAAUUACCGUGACCUUAGAACUUAUUAAUAGAUCGUAAGCUCCAUGAGGGCAGGUACCUCAUCUUAUUUAUCUUUACAUCUCCCCCAUGCAGUGCUGUGCACAAAGUAGAUACUUAAUAAGCAUUUGUUAAAUUUAAAUUUUGUUUCACCAGAAGAAAAAAUAGUGUUGCCAAUUGGUUGAUCAAAAUCAAUAAUUUUAAGCCAUAAGAAAUUUUUUAAAAUGGGGGCUUUUCUUUCUUUAUAGUUUGCUAUGUACAAAAUUAAGCUAUACCAUUUCCAGAUUUCUCUUCCUCCUAGAUUUGUUGCAGAACAUGAUGGUAUUUUUCAGAAUAGUCCAAGGAGCAUUUCCACAAGGGUGCCCCCCAUAAGAUACCAGAAGGGUAUCUUCUUUAAUUUUUCAUCAUCUAUAAUCAAACAAGCCUAUCCCUCACUCCUUUGGCAUCUAGUAAGAGUAAGGUCUAUGGUUAGGCCCCAGAGGGCAUCUGAGUAUGAGAUGGGAGCUACCACACAGGCAGUGAAAUUGGGCCUGGUUUAGAAACCACAAAGGCCUUUUUACAGGAGUGCUGAAUGCAGUGUAGAUAGGCAUAUUAAGUGGUGUGUAGCAGGGUGCAGACCUGAGCAUCCAGGACAUGUUUGAAGAUACCUAACCCCCUGCAAUAACUAAUUCACCAGGCCAGAAGCCACCGAUGUAUAUAAAACACUUAACAAAAUGUAUUUUAUGUGAGAAAUGUAUGAACACUGUAUAUUGUAUUAGCAACUUUGUGUAAAAAAAUUGGUAAUCAACAGAGUAAUAUAUUUAAAACAUUUUUUAAAGACAACCACCGAUCUUUGAUAUUGUAUGGAAGUGACUUCAUGUUGUACCUUGAAGUCUAACUGGUGGUUUCUCACUGUAUGGAGACAGUGCGUCUGGUCCCCAGGGCGCUGUGCAUGCCAGAUGGGGACCUGUGACAAGAGCAGCUUCUAAAUGGCAGUGUCCUUCAUAGGACAUGA
Trichosurus vulpecula (common brushtail) is the source of this 8633-nucleotide messenger RNA. RefSeq names its product protein phosphatase 1 regulatory subunit 16B (gene PPP1R16B). Gene Ontology annotation, biological process: regulation of sprouting angiogenesis; establishment of endothelial barrier. The transcript is spliced from 11 exons. The record is from RefSeq and is a predicted model, not a curated record. Gene Ontology annotation, cellular component: cytoplasm. Gene Ontology annotation, molecular function: enzyme inhibitor activity; protein binding; protein phosphatase regulator activity. The coding region runs from base 226 to 2064 and encodes 612 amino acids. Lineage: Eukaryota; Metazoa; Chordata; Mammalia; Diprotodontia; Phalangeridae.